Messenger RNA from Capronia epimyces CBS 606.96, 1947 nucleotides. RefSeq lists its product as uncharacterized. The record is from RefSeq and is a predicted model, not a curated record. Bases 1 to 1947 code for a protein of 648 amino acids. The transcript is spliced from 2 exons. Lineage: Eukaryota; Fungi; Ascomycota; Eurotiomycetes; Chaetothyriales; Herpotrichiellaceae.
AUGGCUCCGAAGCCUGCCAGUGACCGAGAAGUCAGAAAAGCAUACGGGCGAAUGAUUCAGCCUGCCUUGCCAAAUUUGUCUUUCCGCGCUGGCGCAAAGUCAAACAAGACCAAGCCGGCCCCAGCCUCACAACAGGAGGUUCGAGAAGCGGCUGAAAGUUCCACUGCGCACACCGUCGCGAACCGCAAACCGAGUGAGGCAGAAAAUAAUGCUCUCGUCGAUCUACCAGAGUUGAACACUUCUCCAGAUGAGUCCUUUGCGCAUGAAGAACGUUCGGUAUCUACCGGCCCGUCGUCCGUCGCACCGCAAUUUGCCUCACCUACUCCUCAAGAACAAGCAAUCCAUCUUCCGAAAGGCACUAAAUCUGAUGAGAAAGAAGACGCAGUAGCAGAGGUUGACCCGGUCGCCAACACUUCAGUUGAGCUGCCUCACAAAGAUGCAAGCACCGUUGGCAAUAUGGUGGUGAGCAGUGAGUUGACAACCAGUGGUCCAAACAACGGUCAGGAUGCCGCCAACUUUGGCCUUUCUCGGUACAAUCAGCCAUCUGAAGCAACCAGUAUGGUAACUGAGGAGGAAAAUCGACGAGUUCUGUCUGGGCCCGGCCCUGCUGUCGCAGAUUCCCCUCCUGCCAGCAGUUUGGCUGCCCACAACGCUGUCAAUGGAACGCAGCCAUUCAUGCAAAUAGGCAAUGGCAGCUCGUCUGGGUCUCAGUUCGAAGCCUACAAUGUACCUGAACAGACACAACCGUCGGCCCCGUCCUCGGUGUUUCAUGAACAGAGCGUCAAUGGUAUUGAGCCGUUGUCUAUGACGGGGUCUACCCCCAGUCGCCCUGAGUCUGUCCCAAGACAUUUCAACGCGCUGGUGCCUCUUCCGGACCAUUUGAUUUCGGUGGCCUCGACGAAGGAGGCAGCUGAUUGGGCUGUCCAAGUCAAUCCACCAACUGGGCAACCGUUCGUUACCUUCGGUCAUGGAGUCAUCCUCUCCCGGAGCUUGCGCUUGCGCAAAUUGAUGGAUCGUCAGAAGACUACAGCUGAUGCUGCCAACAUCAUCAACUUAUUUCCUGCACGCCAGGUCUUUCCACAUGCGUUCGAAGCGGCACUGCGGUUUCUGUACUCGGACACAGUCCUGUCAGACAACUUUUUUUCCAACACCCCGCCUGGACCGGACCAUCAUGCUACCAGACUACACAACCUGGACUACAUCAUGUCCUAUUGGGUUGCUGGUAUCGAGCUCGGUCUCGAGCCGGUCUCUAUCUGUGCAGAGAGAAUCCUGUCUGCAUAUCUGAAGUGGGAUGUCGUCGAGGUUGCGUACAAGAAUGCAAUUGAGCUUGGAAAUUCACCCAUAUCGUCGGUUGGAAGGAACAUGACUGGGACGGAUUAUCUUGUCGCUAGUAACUCGAUUAUCCGGCUCAUCCUUCAAUUUGUGGCCAACAACAUCGACUUUGACAACUUCAAACUUGACCCCAACAACCCCUCCACAGUCUUCCCAUCCCGUCUUCCGCAGCUUGACGACGGUCGCCCAAGAUUCAAUCCAGCAUUGGCAUCCAUGGUUUUUGGGUCUUUGCCAUCGUCCGUCAGCAUGUCUCCCUCUCUACGCCAAUCAGACCUCGUGGGAACGGGACCGACGUUCCCAGAUACAGUGGCAUCCAACAUUCUUCUGAAUGUAGAUUUCGAGAACUUGAAUUUCUUCAACGAGCUCCUGCGUGGACGACACAAUCCGGAAUCUACCAAGCUCAUGGCAGCAGUUGUCGCCGAGCGUGAAGCACGUCGUCUGAAGAUUCUCAAUACUCACUCCAUCCCGAAUCGAGACCGGAUGGUGAACUCAAGCAUGUGGGAGCCAGUGGGACUGAGAGAGUCUUUGAACGGGACUGUUCUUCUCAGAGAACGCGUUGGAUUCUUGCUCUCUUCCAAGCCAGAAUCUAACAGCUCUGAUAGUAUCACUGCAUAG